Messenger RNA from Onthophagus taurus, 1851 nucleotides. RefSeq names its product RAS oncogene family member Rab11 (gene Rab11). The record is from RefSeq and is a predicted model, not a curated record. NCBI's taxonomy places the organism in Eukaryota, Metazoa, Arthropoda, Insecta, Coleoptera, Scarabaeidae. Gene Ontology annotation, molecular function: GTPase activity; GTP binding.
CGUGCGGCUAUAUUCGUAGUAUUGGUUGCGUUGAAGGAAGGGGCGGUCAGCCAACAAUAAAACAAAAAAUUUCCGCCAUUUUGGUGCGAGUUAACGGCGAUUUUCCUGGAUUUAUAUCUGUCAUCGGUUAGUUACGUGUCCAAAACCGUGCUAAUAUGUGCCUGUGAUAACGUUAAGUGCGCGCCCCCUUAUAUAUUUGUUAUCCCCACGAACCGUAGUGAUAUGAACUAAAAACUAUACAAGUGUUAUAUCUACAUCUAUAUAUACAUAUAUUUGUUGUUUUCCUUUUUUCUCGCGAAACCCAUAAGAGACGAAACCGUUUUAAUAAUGAGCACUAGGGAUGAUGAGUACGAUUAUUUAUUUAAAGUUGUUUUAAUCGGCGAUUCCGGUGUCGGAAAGAGUAAUUUAUUAUCGAGGUUCACUAGGAAUGAGUUCAAUUUGGAGUCCAAGUCUACGAUUGGUGUCGAAUUCGCCACACGUAGCAUACAGGUGGAUGGUAAAACCAUAAAAGCUCAAAUAUGGGAUACGGCCGGUCAAGAACGUUACAGAGCGAUAACGGCAGCUUAUUAUCGUGGUGCAGUCGGAGCUCUUCUCGUCUACGACAUCGCAAAACAUUUAACCUACGAAAACGUCGAACGCUGGUUACGCGAAUUGCGCGAUCACGCCGACCAAAACAUCGUGAUAAUGUUGGUUGGGAAUAAGUCGGAUUUGAGGCACUUAAGAGCCGUGCUAACGGACGAGGCGAAAGCGUUCGCCGAGAAGAACGGCCUCUCGUUUAUUGAGACGUCCGCUCUCGAUUCGACGAACGUCGACAACGCGUUCCAAAACAUCCUGACGGAAAUCUACCGGAUCGUCUCACAAAAGCAAAUUCGUGACCCACCCGAAGGUGACACCAUCCGGCCGCACAACGUUGAACCCAUCGACGUUAAACCUACCGAUAAUUCGGACAGCGCUCGAAAACAGUGCUGUUAGUUACGAAGAAGCGCUGGGUUUUUAGCAAUAUUAUUCGGUUAUUGCCACAUUGCAGAAAAAUCAUCAACGUAGUAGUGGAGCCUCACCGUACGCUAUUUUGUUGUCAUUUAAAUAAAAAAAAACUAAGAAAUUAAAUUUAUCAAAAAUACUUCAUUAGCGAGGACGGAAAUGAAAAAUAAAAAAGGAUUUAAAAAAUUUAAUUAAUUAAAUAAUGUACACAACAACGUAAGAGCGCCGCCGCAAAUGUUUAAGUAAUUAGUAAAAAAUUAAAAAUGGGCAUACUUAAGUAAAAAAUUUUUGUCGUCGGCCAUCCCCCCUUCGUCUACUUUUUGGGCAACAGGAACACCACUGUACAUAGUUAGGAAUCGUCAAAGUGAAUGAGAUGGACGAGGUUUCGUUGGUCCGGCGUAUAAAAAAAAUCAAAGUAGUAGGUCGUAGUUAUAUGUUAACGUUUGUGAAAGUUGGCUGUACACUUUUAAAUGUUAAAAAAAUACGAAAAAAAUUAUCGAGAGAGCGCGUUAAGUUUUUUUCUUUAUACUUUUUUGUAUUUUGAGUUAGUUUAUUAUAGCGACUCCUCCCCACACCCAGUUUUUGAUGCAGUGUCUCAUUAUCCUCUUUAAAACCCAUACCUUCAACCCCGUUUAUUGCAAAAUCUUGGGUUUUUAUUACUACUACACUUUCCUGUCUCAUGAGAGUUUUAAAAUUAAUAAAAAAAAAAAAACAGAAAAAAUACAAGAAACUAUGUGUAUGCUACAAUAAAGUACAUAUAAUAUAUUAUUAAAAUCUAUAUAUAAAUAUAAUAUAAAAUAACGUAUAUAUGCUUAGUUUUCAUCUUUUUAUUAGGGAUUCAUUUUUAAAUAAAUUUCAGUAACUUAUUAA